AUGCUUGGUGACAUUGGUCGUCAUGGCACUGGUCCUGCCUAUGAGCGCUUUAGCAAGCUGCAUCAAAAAUUCAGCCAACGCUCAAACCAGAACUUCACUCAAGACAACCGAACGCAGGGGAUAAUGGAAAAAUCUCAAUGGGACUUGAAAAAAAUCAGAUUCCACAGAAGACGGGUCACACGUACGGGGAAAAGUGAAGAAGGAUUUGAUACCAGUAAGUACAAGACGCCGUGA
Molecule: messenger RNA, 234 nt
Organism: Knipowitschia caucasica
Lineage: Eukaryota; Metazoa; Chordata; Actinopteri; Gobiiformes; Gobiidae
Source: the annotation of a GenBank genome assembly